AUGAGGUUACUUAUAUUAAUCAGUGGAUUGAUAACCAUCAAUAAUGCUUCAAGAGAGUAUGAGCCCUUAGUAAGAAACUAUCAUGGAGAAGUUGGUAUCCCGGAAGCAGCGCGUAUCAGGGCAGCAGAAGCGGCCAUGAGCCCCAAUAAUGAAGCAGUGAAAUACCCAUACGUGGCAGGUUUAAUCAUCAAGUUAACGAGUGGUGAGGAGUCCGUGUGCAGUGCCUCUCUUCUAUCUAAUACUAUAUUAGUGACAGCUGCUCGAUGCUGGCGCACCAACUAUCACCAAGGAGACACGAUGACAGUUGUCCUUGGAUCCAAUUUCCUUUUUUCUGGUGGGGUUCGGGUCAACACCAAUAAUGUAGUAAUACAUCAACGCUACAAUAUGGACAAGCUAACACAAGACGCCGCGGCGGUCACCAUAAAUCAUGUUGAUUUUACUGACAAUAUAAAUGCAAUACCGUUGGACUCAAGAAUAAACCCUGAUUUCUAUGGAACGACAGCAACUAUAGUCGGCUUUGGUACAAUUGGAGCUGAUAAGGAUCGAAAGUUUUCAAUGAGGGAUAUUAAGGUCGAAAUAAUACAUCAAAACCAAUGCUACUCUGUAUUUGGUUACAUGAAAAUAGUGGCUUCAGCGAAUUGCGCAAAAAAUGUCGUUGGUAACAUUUCCUGUACUGGUGACACUGGAGGUCCUCUUAUCAUUGAUAAUAUGUUGGGCGGCAUCGCAUCUUUCACCGGACCUCAAGGUUGCGAACGUAAUAUACCCGUUGCCUAUUACUUAAUAGUUUACGCUGAUUAUUGGAUUCGUCAAUUCUUGUAG
This is a messenger RNA of Pieris macdunnoughi, 819 nucleotides long. Lineage: Eukaryota; Metazoa; Arthropoda; Insecta; Lepidoptera; Pieridae. The record is from the annotation of a GenBank genome assembly.